This is a messenger RNA of Ambispora gerdemannii, 1620 nucleotides long. NCBI's taxonomy places the organism in Eukaryota, Fungi, Glomeromycota, Glomeromycetes, Archaeosporales, Ambisporaceae. The record is from the annotation of a GenBank genome assembly.
AUGAGUAGUGCAGAGUUUCUAGCUCAAGAACAAGCAGCCUUCGAUUACGAAGUCAAAGAAGUCGAAAGAUGGUGGCAGUCACCUCGUUUCGCUAAAGUAAAACGACCAUACACUGCCGAACAAAUAGUAUCAAAACGCGGCAGCAUAAAGCAACAAUACGCCUCAGACACCCAGGCAAAAAAACUAUGGAAACUCUUGGAACAUCAUCACAAGAACAAAACUGCCUCACAUACCUUUGGCGCGUUAGACCCGAUCCAGGUGGUACAAAUGGCGAAAUAUCUCGAGACUGUUUAUGUGUCCGGUUGGCAGUGUUCAUCGACCGCUUCCACCUCUAAUGAACCGGGCCCAGACCUUGCGGACUAUCCAAUGGAUACGGUUCCGAAUAAAGUAGAACAUUUGUUUUUGGCCCAGCAGUUUCAUGAUCGUAAGCAGCGUGAAGCUAGGUUUAGUGUUGAUUUGACAUCUCGUGCUAAACUUCCAUUUGUUGAUUAUCUGAGACCGAUUAUCGCGGAUGCGGAUACCGGACAUGGUGGUAUUACGGCUAUUUUGAAGUUGACUAAAAUGUUUGUAGAACGUGGUGCUGCUGGAAUCCACAUUGAAGAUCAAGCACCAGGUACUAAAAAAUGCGGUCACAUGGCUGGAAAAGUACUAGUUCCAGUCUCGGAACAUAUUAACCGUCUAGUCGCCAUUCGCGUGCAAUUCGACAUAAUGGGAGUCGAGAACUUGAUAGUAGCGCGAACAGAUUCUGAAGCAGCCACACUAAUCUCUUCAAACAUCGACUCCCGUGAUCACCCAUUCAUUAUCGGUUCAACAAACCCCAAUCUUCGUCCAUUAGUGGAAGUACUGGAUAAGGCGCACGCCGAAGGAAAACUUGAAGAAGAAUCAUCCGCGAUCGAAAACAAAUGGAUGCAGGAUGCCGGACUGAAACUCUAUUCUGACGCGAUUGCUGAUCUAAUAAAAGCAUCUAAUAAACCUAAUAAGAGUGAUCUUUUGAAACAAUGGAAUGACAAAGUCUUUGAGUUACCACACAAUGAAGCUAGAGUGUUUGCUAAGUCUCUUGGAUUUGAGGUCUUUUGGGAUUGGGAUUUGCCGCGUACUCGUGAGGGUUUCUAUCGUUAUCAGGGUGGUACCAAGUGUGGUAUUGCUCGUGCCGUUGCUUAUGCACCAUAUUGCGACCUAUUAUGGAUGGAAACAAAGAGUCCAAUCUACAACCAGUCUAAAGAAUUUGCAGAGGGUGUAUUAAGCAAGUAUCCUGAUGCGUGGUUAGCGUACAAUUUGUCGCCCAGUUUCAAUUGGGAUGCAGCUGGCCUGAAAGAUGAACAUAUUCGCUCCUUUGUCAGUGAUUUGGGUCAACUCGGCUUCGUAUGGCAAUUCAUCACAGUCGGUGGUCUUCACUCGAAUGCCUUGGAUGUAUUUGCGCGUAACUUUGCAAAAGAUGGCAUGUUAGCGUACGUAAACCGUAUUCAACGUCUUGAACGUGAGAAUGGCGUCGAAGUGUUGCAUCAUCAAACUUGGUCCGGAGCCAACUAUUAUGACUCAUUAAUCAAAGUUAUACAAGGUGGAAUUGCCUCGACAGCCGCAAUGGGUAAAGGAGUGACUGAGGAUCAGUUCAAAAAUUAG